CUUAUGUCUAUGCGCUUGCAGUGCGAUGACUAUCAUCAUCUGCCACUACUUCUACUUGAACUUGUCCUACAGUCGGUUGAUCAAUAUCGGUCAUCUCCAUCAAAAAUGUGCCUCUGGAUGGUACGAGUCUCAAUCUGUUUUUUUUCCCAAAUUUGUCGUGAGUAGAAGGAUCUAUUAAGCUUUAGCUUAACUAUUGCAAACAUCGGUACUACUAGGCACUCCGCGGCCUGCUCUGUAGCAGGAGAGCUGAAGUCUAUGUUAAGUCAGUCCAGUAAAAGAGUAGAAGCUUCGCCCCGAAACAUACAAGGCGAAGCAAGGCGUCAACUUGUUUCCCGGCACACUCGUAUCGGAACGGAAAAGUAAGAGCACUCGCCAGAAAAACGCAUUCUAGACCAGGGGGACACGCAGACCUCGUCAAGAACUAGAAACUCGUUUGGUAGGUAGCUAGUACAACUUAAGAUCACUACAAAUUCGUUGCACACGACCAUAGAGUAGAACACAUGUCUUCUGCCUCCUCCACAGCCCCCAUGGUGCUUUCGUGGGACGGCCUCGCGAAGGAGGACGGAUUUUCCCGGGUAAUCAAGGCCUACUACACCGGAAAGGAGGGAAAGGAAGUACCAGAGGGUCUCGACUACGCGAUGACAAUUUUCAAGUACAAGGUCACCCCGGAGAAGGUCGCCGUUAUCGUGUGGGACAACCCGACAAAGUUCAACGCCCUGGAUUGGACGACAAAUUGGGAAAUGCUGCUGAUGCUGGAGUUCUUCGAAAGGAGCGACAAUGUCCAUGUUCUACUCUGGGUCUCCUCCACCAACAAGGCCUUCUGCGCCGGGGCGGACGCGACGGGGCCGAAAAGCAAGGUCCCGAAAGACAUCAUGGCGGGGUACAAGAAAGUCAGGAAAGGUAUCUAUGUAUAAGAUAUAGAGCGGGGUAACAAAUUCUGGCGAUUUGUGGUCAUCCCACUUUUCACCCGCUCGGCCGGGUGGGUGAAAAGUGGGACGGAAUCGGAUCCACGCGCACGCGAACGGAGAAAAGCAAGAUCCGGCCAGUCGGUCAGGAUCCUGAUUCUGUCCCACUUUUCACCCACCCGGCCGGGCGGGUGAAAAGUGGGAUGACCACAAAUCAUCAUAAUUUGUUACCCCGCUCUAAGCGAGUUGAUGUUUUAGUUUUUCGCUCGGCAAAGUAGUGUGUACAGAGGUGUUUCAAGCCGUGGGCAUUCAUGCGCGAACAACAUUAUAUCGACCGCAUGUUGAUGUUCCGAUCCAUCUAUGUAGGUCUGUGCGAAGAUUUUCCUGACGGGGAGGACCAGGCGCAGAUUGAUUUCGCGCUGAAGGGGCUGGUUCUCCGGUUUCACACUUUUCCGAAAAUUUCCGUCGUCGCUAGCACCGGCGUGGCGGUCGGCGGUGGUGCCAACAUUGUCCUGAUGCUGCACGACUUCGUUUUUGUGGACGGAAAAAGCACGUUCCGGUACCCUUUUACGGAACUCGGAGUCACCGGAGAAGUGUCCAGUACCUUCGUCUUGCCAAGGGUGCUCGGCAACAUUCGCGCAAAGGACUUGCUGAUGUCGGGCAGGUAGAGAUUGAUUGCCGUCUGUUUUGUACGCUAGUACUUGUUCAACAUGGGAGAAUGGAAAAUUUUCACGACCGAAAGAAGCAAAGCCAAACGCAAACUCAGCUCUGAAAGUUGCAUUUAGCACAUGUUAUUCGAUGUCAGGUGGUUUUCCGGCGAGGAGUGCGUGAAGCAGAAUCUCGCGACCCAGCUCUGUACAGACCAAAAACCUCUGCUCUCUACCGCCUGCGAGUUCGCGACCAAACUCGCGAAGAGUAGUCAGGUGUCGCUGCGAACCAACAAGCAGCUGAUAAACCGGCAGACCGACGAACUGCUCACGGCACAGAUGAACAGUGAGCAGCGCGACUUUAUCGCGUGUAUGAUGGACCCGGAAACGCAGAAACUCUGGAUGGCAUUAAGGGAGAAAGUAAACAAGAACAAAAAAUUAGAUUCGAAAUUGUAGAAAGCAAAGCAACAGGAACAGAAACAAGGCAGCAGACCCUAGCGGGCGUGUUGAUGAAAGAACAAUGGCGCGACUCGCAGUAGAUUUUGCCGCUCCCCUGUACUAGCAAGGUAUAUUCGCUAGUACUGCGGGUCCGGGUAUCACCUCUGUCGUGCUUCGGUCAACCGUUGUGCUCGUCUCAUGACACUAUGAUCAUGUUCUCAUCCUCAGUCUGUGUGCAAGUGCAUCGCCUUUCGGUUUAAGUAGUAUAGAACAGCACUAUAGCAGCUACAGUUGCAGCAAUGAACGUUUUGUUAUUGCGCCAUUUGCUUCGAAGGGUUAUGAUCAUUAUCUGGCGAUGUGGAUUCUGCUAAUAUGAACAUCAUCGUUGAGCGGGCAGUGUGACGAGAGAAUAUUAAUAUGGGCAUGGGGAGUGCUUAAACUGAGAAUAAAAAUGGCUUUCGUACUAGUAGGUAGCGCGAUACAAAGUGCUGGUGCUGGUGCGUACCGCAUAUUUAAAUGGCAGGUGAAACAUCAAUUAC
Messenger RNA from Amoebophrya sp. A120, 2529 nucleotides. The record is from the annotation of a GenBank genome assembly. Lineage: Eukaryota; Dinophyceae; Syndiniales; Amoebophryaceae.